GCCGGCGCCGCGGACCAGACUUUGUAGGCGCGUGACCUUUGCUGCCGUCUUUUUCGCCAGCACAGCCGAUCUUGCCUCCUUCCUCGACCCGACCCGACCCGCACACCAUGCUGGCAGUGCGCUGCGGCUCCCGUUUGCUUGGCUUGCUCCCUGCCCCGCGCUCCUUGCCGCUGCGACCCGCUGCCCGCCCCUGUAGCGGCGGCGCCCGCAACCCGUCCUCUUCCGCCCAGAACCCGCUAGUGUACCUGGACGUCGGCGCCGACGGGCAGCCUCUCGGCCGGGUGGUGCUGGAGCUGAAGGCAGAUGUUGUCCCAAAGACAGCAGAGAACUUCCGAGCCUUGUGUACUGGGGAGAAGGGCUUUGGCUACAAAGGCUCCACGUUUCACAGAGUGAUUCCGUCCUUCAUGUGCCAGGCUGGAGACUUCACCAACCACAAUGGCACCGGGGGAAAGUCUAUCUAUGGAAGCCGCUUUCCUGAUGAGAACUUCACACUGAAGCACGUGGGGCCAGGUGUCCUGUCCAUGGCAAAUGCAGGCCCCAACACCAAUGGCUCCCAGUUCUUCAUUUGCACCAUAAAGACUGACUGGUUGGAUGGCAAACAUGUUGUGUUUGGCCAUGUCAAAGAGGGCAUGGAUGUUGUGAAGAAAAUAGAAUCCUUUGGCUCCAAGAGUGGGAAGACGACCAAGAAGAUUGUCAUCACAGACUGCGGCCAGUUGAGCUAAACCAGGAUGCUAGGCCCACAGCAGCUCUACCUGUGUGUUGAGUCACCCAGAUGACUGCCUUGGCCUCCCAGUGAAGGUGUCCCGUAGAGAUGCUUGUGCUUGCUCUAACAUCGCCAUGUGCUCAAGGAAGGUGUCUACAGAACGUCAGACCUCCCCAGGACCCACUCAGUGCCCACCCUGCCUCAUGACCCUGUUUCUGGAUCCCCUCUGUGGACAUCCUGUCACUACUCCUCAUCGGGUAUCAGCUGUGAUUGUCCAGCCCAAGCUCAUAUGUGCUUUGGGUAUCGGGGGUGGUGAUGGGUUAGCUUCAAGUUCAGGUUUCUGCCUUUUCCUUGACCAAGGGGGAAAGCCAGUUGUUGCAAAAAGGGCUAUUGUAUAGCUGUUUAAUGAUGUCUUCCUAAUUGGAAUAAUUUAAUUAACAAGACUGGUUGGAGAUAAUGCUGUGACACUAACUCUUCUGUGCUGUGACCUGAGUUGGUAGCCUAGGCCACAGAACUCCAGAGCUUGGCCUCUGGAACACAAUCAGGGCUUUUGUUAAGGGUCUCAUGGCUGAGGCCUGUUUAUCCCAGCCACUGUGAAUCCCGUUGGUUUGUUGCUGUUUAUGGGGUAGAAGCAGAUAAACCUGGGAACAAAGCCAUUGUGAGACAUGCCUGCUCAAGGUGAAUCCCUGCAUGGAAAACAGAAAGGGCCUGUGAGUGCCGUGGGCUCUGGGAGAAAGCAAACAUGGAUUUCUUGGUGGGCUUUGAUUUUUCUGUAUUUAAUAAUUUAAAUCUACUGAUUGUGUAUUAAUAUACUUCAGGGACAUUUUAUUUGUGUUCACCUUAAAUGUGAAAAUAAAUCCUAUUUUCUACAAAGA
Molecule: messenger RNA, 1578 nt
Organism: Phyllostomus hastatus (greater spear-nosed bat)
Lineage: Eukaryota; Metazoa; Chordata; Mammalia; Chiroptera; Phyllostomidae
Gene: PPIF
Product: peptidylprolyl isomerase F
Exons: 6
Coding region: 108-722 (204 amino acids)
Biological process (GO): protein peptidyl-prolyl isomerization; cellular response to hydrogen peroxide; regulation of mitochondrial membrane permeability involved in programmed necrotic cell death
Cellular component (GO): mitochondrion
Molecular function (GO): peptidyl-prolyl cis-trans isomerase activity
Source: RefSeq, a predicted model, not a curated record